This is a messenger RNA of Fonsecaea nubica, 2124 nucleotides long. RefSeq lists its product as hypothetical. The coding region runs from base 1 to 2124 and encodes 707 amino acids. The record is from RefSeq and is a predicted model, not a curated record. The transcript has a single exon. Lineage: Eukaryota; Fungi; Ascomycota; Eurotiomycetes; Chaetothyriales; Herpotrichiellaceae.
AUGCCGUCCGAACCAUCUGAACUCGAAAGUACCUUCUUCUCCCAUGUCACAGCCGCCAUUGAAACCGAUUUCUGGAGGCGCAGAAGCGAGCACCUUUGCUUUCAAGGCAAGGUUGCUCAACGAGAGCUCGAAAGGGAACAAGGGAUGGAGGAUCCGUUCCCCGACCUUGUUAAAGAGGCUGAACAGAAGACGCGUCGGUUUCAGCAUGAACAUAGCAUGGCCAGAAAGCAGGAAACCAUUUGCCAGGCGAAGACACAGGCAUCCGGAGGCAGCUUCAUACGACUCUUGUUAGAGAUCGUCAAUGCUAAGGAUGACCAAAUCAAGACUUUAACUGAUCAAGUUGGGGCUAUUCAAAAAGAACUGGAAGGUUUCCGCUCGCAACAAAUGGAGCAGGACGAGCGGUCGACACCCUGUAUGCAAGGGCCAGAGGAAUUCCAAAGCCAGCAAUUGUCGGUAGACCAGCGUCUCAAGAUAUUCGACGAUAAACUGAACGAUAUGGACUCCAAACUGCAAACGCAUGAUAAGAAACACACGGAAGCAGAUCGAAGCAUCCGAGACCUCGAAAACACGCAGUCUCAACACCGUGCCGACCUUGAUGGUAUCAAAGCAUCCUCUGAGACACUGAGGACCAACCAGAACACCCUGCAGGACUCAAUGAAUAGUCUACAACAGAGUUCAACAUCCAUGGGUGGGCGCAUCGAAGAACUGGCAACUAUACCGGCAGCGUUAGCAAGGGUGAACGAAGAAGAGAUCCCGGAGGUCCAAACACAGUUGAAGGUAAUACAGAAGCAGGUCUUAGACCAGACUGAACGAACUCGUCAGAGUCUCCAUGUCAAACUCGAGGCCAUGCGAGAAGAGUGGAAAACGAAAUAUGGGAAGUUCCAUCCACAGCCCGAGUCGCUCUCUUCUACGAUCGAGCAAGUUCUCGUAACGAAAUGUGAUGGUCUAGGGUCAGACCUGGAGUCGCUCUCUCGUCGGAUUUCAACGCUCGAGGGAGCUGUCAAAACAUCUGAUGCUGCCACCGCCGCCGACCACGAACGAAUCGAGACCGUUCAAAAGGAGAUCACUUCUUUGGCGAAAGAAGUCAAUAAAAGUUCCAAUCAAAUGACACAGUCGGUCGAGGGUCUGUCCAAGGAGUUGACAUCGACGAAGACAAGGCUGGACGAUUUGACAGCAAUCCUGGCCGAGUUUGAUCCUACAGGGUCCAGUGAAAAAUUGAAGUCGUUGGACGCGCGAUUUGGAGAACUAUCAGCGCUUAAAGCAACCACAGCUGGACUGGAUACCACAGGAAUGGCCGAUGACGUGAAAAACCUGCGGAGGCAACUGGCCGAACAGGCGAACAAGCAACAAGACCUGGCAGAUUCCCUCGGUCAAGAGAUACAAUCACUGAACGAUCGGUUGCCCAAGGCCGACAUGGGUGACCAUGACCCAGCUAACAUGGCGGGAUGGGGACGGGUUGAGCUUAAAACCCUUAAAGCAGAACUUAAAGCAGAAGUGGCAGGUCUACGUGCAGGGUGUGAGUCGAGGAAUCGAGAUGGUGCCGAUCAAUCUGCCAAGCUCGACGAGCGGAUUAAUCGGUUACAGAUAUCCCAGGACAAGCUCGCGUAUUUACAUGGCCUCCUGAAAAAACGCCAUGAAAGUCUCUCGCAACAUUUAACAUUUAUUGGGGUGGGCCCUGCCGGCAAACCUGUUCUUGAAUACAACAAGAAGCAGCUCGAUGCCUUGAUUGAGCAAGCGAUGAAAAUUCCUGUCAAACAAGACGUUGAGAAUUUAUAUUCUAUGUGUGAGAAUCUGGCGAAAAAAGUUCAAAAUGUGGCCACCUCGAUUGGUCGAGUCGAAACAGACCUGGCGACCUGCCAAGACUUGGUCAACAGGAAUGUUGGUGCUUCGCAGCGGGUUGAGGAUGAGACCACCCCUGCGGCGCUCCAAAUCUCAGGGGCUGACGAUGACGACGGGGAGCCACCCAGCUCUACGUUGAAGAAGCAAUCGCCUGGUGGUGAAACUCGUCCGCCUACAAGGAGCUUAAAACGCAAGCGCGCACAGAGAAAAGACUCGUUUACCAACCCCGAGGGUGAUACCGAUGACGAGCCUCUUGAACCCCGCAGGCGAAAAUCUCGACGUUAG